AUGGCUCCGACGCCGCGGCUCAUCUUGCUGCUGAGCGGGAAGAGAAAAUCGGGCAAAGACUUCGUGGCGGAAGAGAUCCAGAGCCGGCUCGGUCCAGAUGUUUGCACCAUUCUGCGGUUAUCAGGUCCGCUGAAAGAGCAGUAUGCAAAGGAACAUGGCCUGGAUUUUGGACGCCUCUUGGAUGCCAGUAAUUACAAAGAGAUGUACCGGGAGGACAUGAUCCGCUGGGGCGAGGAGAAGCGCCGGACCAAUCCUGGUUUCUUUUGCCGCAUCGUAGUGGAGGGUGUGGUGCAGCCUGUCUGGGUAGUGAGUGACACGCGGCGUCUGUCGGAUGUGGAGUGGUUCCAAGACGUGUAUGGAGAUUUGGUAAAGGUGCUGCGCGUCGUAGCCAUGGAGGAGACCCGGAAGAGACGCGAUUGGGUGUUUGUAGCAGGGAUCGACGAUGCGGAGUCGGAGUGUGGCCUGGACCAAGGCGUGGCCUUCGAUUGGGUCAUCACCAACGACGGAGACCAGCUUUCCCUGGAGGCCCAACUGGAGGAGCUGCUUCAGUUCAUCCACGGCACCCUCCACCCACCUCCGAAUGUUUAG
Molecule: messenger RNA, 588 nt
Organism: Euleptes europaea (tarantolino)
Lineage: Eukaryota; Metazoa; Chordata; Lepidosauria; Squamata; Sphaerodactylidae
Gene: PMVK
Product: phosphomevalonate kinase
Exons: 5
Coding region: 1-588 (195 amino acids)
Biological process (GO): isopentenyl diphosphate biosynthetic process, mevalonate pathway; cholesterol biosynthetic process
Cellular component (GO): cytoplasm
Molecular function (GO): phosphomevalonate kinase activity
Source: RefSeq, a predicted model, not a curated record